Durotheca rogersii is the source of this 2063-nucleotide messenger RNA. Its product is annotated as thiamine pyrophosphate enzyme. The record is from RefSeq and is a predicted model, not a curated record. Gene Ontology annotation, molecular function: thiamine pyrophosphate binding; magnesium ion binding; carboxy-lyase activity. NCBI's taxonomy places the organism in Eukaryota, Fungi, Ascomycota, Sordariomycetes, Xylariales, Xylariaceae. Bases 327 to 2057 code for a protein of 576 amino acids. The transcript has a single exon.
AUCGGGGUAGUCGGGAUUACUGUUGGAGCUGCAUGUCUACUCCGACGAUCACAGCAGGUUAUUCGCACAUGGCAGUACCCGGCAUAUAGCGGACAAGCGUCCCCGAGGGUUUAUUCCUAUUAAAGAAAGCCACCCAUCCCGUCCUUCUCCAUAUGUCAACAAUCCUCUCCAUCCUAUCCUCCGCAACACCCCUCACAGAACUGCCGCAUUGAAAUAUCACCCUCUGGUGUUCUUUCCCCCCUACCCUACGGCUCCUUUUUUAAAAGGCACUUAAUUUCUUCCAUUGCUCAUCUUCCUAGCUAGGGACUUGGGUUUAUUCGCCUAAAAUGUCGGGUACGACCACGCUGGCCGAAUACCUCUUUGUCCGUUUAAGGCAGAUGGGCGUGGGAGCCGUCCAUGGGGUCCCCGGCGACUACAACCUCACAUUGUUAGAUUAUGUCGAGCCCGCCGGCCUAGAUUGGGUUGGUAACGCUAACGAGCUCAAUGCUGGGUACGCCGCCGAUGGCUACGCACGAAUAAAAGGUGUCGGGGCCAUUAUCACCACCUUCGGCGUUGGCGAGCUCUCCGCCAUCAACGCUAUCGCCGGCGCCUACGCCGAACGUGCCGCGGUCGUGCAUAUCGUUGGCACACCGUCGAGGGUCGCUCAGGACGCACGGCGUUUAAUUCACCACACCUUCAAUGACGGCGAAUAUCGUCGCUUCGCGCAGAUGCAUGCACACGUUACCGUGGCUCAGGCUAGCCUCCGGGAUCCGCAGACCAUUCCCGAUCAAAUUGACCAUGUUCUACAACAGUGUCUCAUACACAGCCGACCGGUUUACAUUGAAGUACCGGUCGACCUAGUUUCAGCCCCCAUCCCGGCGGCACGACUUGGCUCCAAGAUCGGCAUCCCUCGUGCAGCACCAACUGCACACCAAGCUGCCGUCAUAGCUCAGGUCGUCGCCAGGAUCCAAGAUGCCAAGAGGCCUAUUAUAUACGUUGACGGCGAGAGCAGAGCGCUCGGCAUCGUCCCCGACGUACAGGACAUCGUGACGUCCACCGGCUGGCCAACCUGGACGUCUCCGUUUGGCAAAGGCCUGCUAGACGAGACAGCGCCCAACGUCCACGGAAUCUACAAGGGUAGCUACGAUGACGCGAGCGUCCAGGAUUUUAUAAACGGGUCGGACCUGAUCUUGUGUUUCGGACCGCACUUCGGCUCCAGCAAUACCUACAACUAUUCCAGCAUACCGAAAGCCGAAGUCGCCGUCAUUUUUACAGACGCAGAAAUCCGAAUCGGCGGUCAGAUCUUCAGAGACAUCCCAGUGCGGUACUCGGUGUCGCAGGUCCUGAAGGAAGUAGACUUUGCGAAGGUAAAGCCGUACCAAACCUACCCUGAUCUUCCCCGCGAUUAUUCCCACUCUUUCUCGGACGUCUCGAGGGAUGACAACAUCACCCAAGACAAGUUCUGGCGCAUCGUCUCCACUAUCCUUCAACCGGGCGACAUCGUCCUCGGCGAGACAGGUACAGCGGGCUUUGGAUGCCGAGAGUUCCAGCUUCCGCCUCACGCCAGCCUCUUCACGCCGGUCACCUGGCUGUCGAUCGGAUACAUGCUCGGGGCAGCACAGGGAGCCGCGCUGGCGCAGAGGGAGCUUAUAGCAUCAUCCGACUACUACGGAAUUCAGAGCGCGCGCACGGUCCUGUUCAUCGGCGACGGCAGCUUCCAGAUGACCGUGCAAGAGCUCGGGACUAUCAUCCGGAAGAAGCUCGACGUGGUGCUGUUCCUCAUCAAUAACGACGGGUACACGAUCGAGCGCUGCAUCCACGGGCUCGAGCAAGCGUACAACGACGUCACGGCCUGGCGAUACCUGCAAGCGCCCGGCUUCUUCGGCGCCGGCGAAGACACCUACACAGCGUCGGUGAGAACCUGGGGCGACCUGCAGGAGGUCCUAGAGGGCGAUGGCUUGAAGGGUGGAGGGUUCAAGAUGGUCGAAGUAUUCCUAAGUCGCGAGGACGCCCCUCAGGGGAUCCUGCUAGACUACCUCAAGGCCGAGCGGGCACGGACGCAGAAUAAGCCUACGUAGCAGUAG